AUGGCACAAAAUGACGAAUCCAGACAUCAAGAAGUUGGGCACAAGAGCCUUUUGCAAAGUGAUGCCCUUUACCAGUACAUUCUCGAGACCAGCGUGUAUCCAAGAGAGCCAGAGCCCAUGAAGGAGCUCAGAGAAAUCACAGCCAAGCAUCCAUGGAAUAUUAUGACGACAUCUGCUGACGAGGGGCAGUUCUUGAACAUGCUGUUGAAACUGAUGAAUGCAAAGAAUACAAUGGAGAUUGGGGUUUACACAGGCUACUCUCUCUUGGCAACUGCCCUUGCUCUUCCUCAUGAUGGAAAAAUAUUGGCUAUGGACAUUAACAGAGAUAAUUAUGAAUUGGGACUCCCUGUGAUAGAAAAAGCCGGUGUUGCUCACAAAAUCGACUUCAAAGAAGGCCCUGCUUUGCCCGUUCUUGAUCAAAUGAUAGAAGAUGGAAAGUACCAUGGCACGUUCGAUUUCAUAUUUGUGGAUGCUGACAAAGAUAACUACAUCAACUAUCAUAAGAGGCUCAUCGAACUGGUCAAGGUUGGAGGUGUGAUCGGCUACGACAACACCCUAUGGAACGGGUCUGUGGUGGCGCCACCAGAUGCCCCAAUGAGGAAAUAUGUUAGGUACUAUAGAGAUUUCGUGCUCGAGUUCAACAAGGCUUUGGCAGCUGAUCCAAGGAUUGAGAUCUGCCAAUUGCCGGUGGGCGAUGGGAUUACCUUGUGCCGCCGUUUAGCAUGA
Molecule: messenger RNA, 726 nt
Organism: Striga hermonthica
Lineage: Eukaryota; Viridiplantae; Streptophyta; Magnoliopsida; Lamiales; Orobanchaceae
Source: the annotation of a GenBank genome assembly